Messenger RNA from Populus trichocarpa (black cottonwood), 1462 nucleotides. RefSeq names its product 3'-5' exonuclease. Gene Ontology annotation, biological process: nucleobase-containing compound metabolic process. The transcript is spliced from 7 exons. NCBI's taxonomy places the organism in Eukaryota, Viridiplantae, Streptophyta, Magnoliopsida, Malpighiales, Salicaceae. The record is from RefSeq and is a predicted model, not a curated record. The coding region runs from base 97 to 1068 and encodes 323 amino acids. Gene Ontology annotation, molecular function: 3'-5' exonuclease activity; nucleic acid binding.
UUCUAUAAGGUAGACCAACUUUAUGUAAUAGAAAGAUCAAUAAUUUACCUUCCUUGUAUAUUGUUUAGCAGGGGUGAACUAAGAACAGAAAGUCCCAUGAAUUCCAGACAACACGAGACUAACAACAACAGCAAAAUAAGUUGGAGUCCAAUCCUAGAUUGGGACCAGCCUCUGACAGACCAAGAACUUGAAGCCAUUGAUGCAAUCGAAGCCUCAUUUCAAUCCUCCACACCAUCUUCAUCUUCAUCUUCAUCAUCAUCAACUCCUGCUGCAACAACUCCUUCCUCUUCUAUAAUCAACAAACGACAUUCAAGUCCACAAAAGGAUCAAGAACCUCCAAAAACCCGACGCCAAUUGCCCAAUUCUAUUUUCUCUCUCUCCAAACCUUUUUCUCUUUCUCCUUGUCAAGGUAAUGUGAAGAUGAGAUACCCGGCAAUGAAGUUUGGGGGUCAAAUUUUGUAUAGCAGAACUUCUAUAGAGGUAGAAAAAGCUGCAAGGGAGCUUUUACAGAGUCUUGAAGCUGAAAAGAGAGAAAUGGAUCGAGUUAUCAUUGGUUUUGAUAUUGAGUGGAAGCCCUCAUUUACAACAGGUGUGUUGCCUGGAAAGGCUGCAGUUAUGCAGAUAUGUGCGAACACUAGUCUUUGUCAUGUGAUGCAUAUUUUUCAUUCUGGAAUCACUCCAAGCCUGCAGUUUCUUCUAGAGGAUUCUAAACUUGUAAAAGUUGGAAUUGGCAUAGGUGGUGACUGUGCUAAGGUUUUCAGAGAUUAUAAUGCCUCAGUUAAAUCAGUGGAGGACCUUUCUUAUCUUGCAAAUCAAAAGCUUGAUGGAAAACCUAAAACUUGGGGUCUUCAAGCUCUGGCAAAGAUUCUUGUUUGCAAAGAGCUUCAAAAGCCCAACAAAAUCAGACUUGGAAACUGGCAAGUUGAUGUUCUAUCAAAAGAACAACUACAAUAUGCUGCUACUGAUGCUUUUGCUUCUUGGCAACUAUACCAAGUGUUAAAGAGCCUCCCAGAUGCAAAGGAUGCUACUGACUCUACAAGUAAGGAACUGAAAGUUGAAUCAACAUAAUGGUAUUCUUCCGCAUAAAAAACUCUGGCCAUAGCUUGGAAAGAUUACAAUAAAAGGAAGCGGCAUGCGCGUUCUAUUCUCUACUUGGACCACCAAGUUACUCAGUAGAAACUGUUUUCCAAAAGCAUAAUCUUUUAUAUCAUCAUUUGUCUUAAUCAUGGACCGUGGAUCCCCGAAUUUCCCAUGGAUCCCCGAAUUUCCCAUUUGAAAUCAAAGGGGAAAUCCAACACCUCACAUGCCUAGUACAUGGUGUUAAUUAAAGAGACAAGAUUUUGGAAACCCUUCAUGUCCAUCUCCCCCUCUUGUUGUCUUAGGGCAGAAAUUAUAGUCAUAAAACCAUCAAAUUUAUCAGUAAAGAUUUGCUGCUGUAGUGUACACAAACUUCUGGCCAUGC